UUCCUGUGGCUGUAGCAACUACUAGGAAGUGCGGGUGGGAGGGAAGCAACUUAUCACCGACUGCUGCAUACAGAUCUUACGGGACCGUAUAAUAAAGGGUGAUGUGUUAGGGGAAAAUGGGCAAUAAAUCCCACAAAGGAACUGUAGUAUCAGCUGGAUCAGGAGGACACCAGGACCAGCAGGCAGUGCAACUCCCACCAUAUCAUGGAUCACCUUGCCAUUAUCAGUUGCUGGAGAUGUCAGUGACAUUCCAGAACAACAUGGCUUUUAACUUUUCUCCUGGUCAGAAUAUGAUUAGUACCAACAUAGACAGCUACUACCCUGCCCUAGCACAACCAUAUCAGCAGGGCUGGAGAAUGACAUCAUUCUACAGGAUACCAGGAGUGGCUCAGCAGCAAGGACUUUUUAGUACAGCAGUAAAUGUACCUUUCCAAGGAAUAUUUGUCAGGUUAGCCAGUGAUCCAGAGUUUUGUAGUGAACAGUAUCAACUGAAAGUGGAGAAGUCUAUCAUGUAUGUGGCAACUUUUAGAGGAGGUAUGCUGUCAUUGACGGGGCCACAGGGUGUCCAGGGUGAUAUGUCAGAUAUCCAGAUGAAGAUAGCUCAGAACACUCAGCAUGGUGGCAGGCUAGUGUGUGUCGAGAUGUCAGGACAGUAUGUGACACAGGGAAUGGGAGCAGCUAUGAGGGGAGUAUCUCCAGGUAUUGGAGUUGAUGUUUUCUUUAACAUGCCCCUCCAUCCCAACCCAAGGUGUUACACUUAUCAAGCAGUCAAUGUACCGAUUGGAAUCCGCUCCAAAAUGGGUUUCACUCCAACUAUUCAGGUCCAAUGUGAUUGGAUGAGUCAUUAUGCAGCUUUUUUACAGCAAGGCUGGCGAUUGGUGGAAAUAUUUUUGGAUCAAUCUUACAUGCGAUCAGGUGCUUUCAGUACUUCAGCCACCAUGAACACAGUGUGGUUCUUUGAAAAACCAGCUGAUGCUUUGAAUGAUCCAACCCCAGUCUAUGAAGGGACUAUAGUGGAUUUUGAGCAUAAAAUAACAGGUGGUUUUGGAGGAGCUAGAGGAAGUGCUGGAUGGAAUCCAGUAUUAGAAGACAUGGGAACCAGGGGCUGGGAACUGGCUUGUAUCCUAGAGACACCAGAAAUAAGGACGACUGGCAUUGGUCAAAUCAAGAUGAAGCUGUUGCUCUUCUUUCAGAGGAAGAUCGUUAGGCAAUAUCCUGGGUCUGCAGAGGCAGCACCUCCCCCACCAGGUUUUGCUGUCCCCCCCACUGCAGAGAAGGCAGAGCCAGUGAUGACUGAAAAACCAGAGCACUUUAAUCAAUAAGAGAUGCUGUGGGAGCGUAGCUAUAAAUUAUUCACCUUUGUGACUGCAUCGAGAUAGCAUAAUUUCAUGCACAAAUUGCAUUCCAGACACUUUUAAAUGUUAAUCAAGUUACAUAUCAGUGUUUGGUAAAAUUAUUUAGGUAUCUGAGGUAUAAUCUCAUUACCUUAAUCUCUAAAUGUAUGUUAUUAAAUAAAACUACCUGUAAUACAAUUUAAUAGAAUGUUUACAGUUGUGAAAGAAUUGAGGCUUCAUCUUUUAGCAUAAUGUUACAUAUGUAGUUAUAUCUUUGCCACUAAAACUCAACCAAAUGCCAUCAUAUAGUUUCAAAUAGCAUAACGUUAAAGAAAUACCAAAGGGCAUAUUAUGUCUUAAAAGAAACAAGUAGAAGUUGUUUAUGUGUGUUACAGGGAAUUUACAAUCAUUUCAUAAAUAACUUUGUUUAAAUUAGUGUUUAAAAGGUCUCUAGUCAAUGUAACUUAAUUGGCUUCAAUGCAUCUUGCUAUAGGAAUAGCUUUUACUUGUUUAUUUUAUGUUUGUACUUCAUCUUGUACAUAGUUUGUAGAGAUAAAUAUUUUUUAUUGUCAGAAAUUGGUCAGUCACACCAUUAGCUGGACUUCCUAGGCCAUUUUAGGAAGCUCCAGAUCUCUGCCACAAAAAAAUAUUGGGGUCAGUCAUCAAAUAGAUAGGCUGCCAUCUUCUAAGCAAAACACAUUAUGAUAACAGUAGGAUACAGAUUGGUGUGUAUGGCCAUAAUUAAUGACAAGCAUAACGGUCAGUAAUGCUAGUAACAUAAAGCAUUGAAAGUCAGUUUUUGUACGUUUAUUCUCUUCAAUAUAUAUAUAUAUAUAUAUAUAUAUAUAUAUAUAUAUAUAUAUAUAUAUAUAUAUAGUUUGUCUUGAAACUAGGAGUAGAGGUAUUUAUAUGUCUUAGUUUUUAGAAUUAUGUAUAAAUGCUUCCAUCAGUGUUGAGCACUCUGGAAACUAUACACUUCAUAUCAAUACACAUUCGUAAAUGAACUUCUAAGAGAUGCUUAAAGGUAGUGGUUUUUCUGCAAUAGUAAUUUGUUUGACAUUUUACUUCAAAUAUUUGUAUUAUUAAUUUUUACCAACUUGUUUCUCAACCCCCUCUAACCUAAAAACGGCCUUAAUAGAAAAAAAAAUUGAAUGACAUAAAAUGCAUUGAUAAUCAAGGGGAGGUAAAGACAUAAGUUUUAAACCAACAUGAUUAUUGUAUGUCACCAGUAAUUAAGACAAAAAAGUUCAGUGAAAAGGAGUCACUGCUUACUAUUGUCCAAAAGGUUUUUAAAAAGUAACAAAAAACAUUUUUGAACUUUUGAAAUCCCCCACCUCACAAUUCUUAUUUUCUUAAGAAAAUAAGAAUUGCUUGUAAAACAAGUUAUUUUAAAAAAUCCAACUCAAAUAUUUCAAAGGGAAGGAGAAUCAUUUUUAAUAUUAGAUUACACUCUUUUAUCAGGUUUCAAAGGAAUACAUAUAUAAAGGAAUACAUAUAUAUAUAAAGGAUCAAAAGCUUAUAUUUUACAAGCAUAUAUUAUAAGUGGCAUUUUAAUUGUGCUUCUCAUUAUUUAUUCACAAUAAAUGUGUAACAAGGAAUAUCA
This is a messenger RNA of Lingula anatina, 2937 nucleotides long. RefSeq lists its product as uncharacterized. The record is from RefSeq and is a predicted model, not a curated record. NCBI's taxonomy places the organism in Eukaryota, Metazoa, Brachiopoda, Lingulata, Lingulida, Lingulidae.